AUGAGUGGUGUUAGUGACGAUUACUUUGGCCCUCAGGUCAACGGCUAUUUCGACUUCACCGUCCUCUUCGAGCAAGCCAUUCUCUCUAUUUUACCCACCGCCUUGCUCAUCAUCUUGGCUCCCAUCCGCAUCAUAUGGCUUCGCGGCAGUGAUAUACGCGUUCGCUCGGGGACACUCCUGUGGCUCAAGCUGGUCGCCAUCGGGGUGUUCACCUGCCUUCAAAUAGUUCUCGUAGCAUUAUGGGCCCUUCCAUCGACACCCAGCACGCGCACCUCGGUCGCAGAAAGCGUCCUGGGCCUAGUCGAGGCCGCCGCGAUCGCCUCACUCUCGUACACCGAACAUAAACGCUCCAUCCGCCCGUCCGCACUGCUAGGCCUCUACCUGGUCCUCACCAUCGUUCUUGACAUCGCCCAGGCCAGGACGCUCUGGCUCAGGGACGGCCUCACCUCCGUCGCGGGCGUCUUCACCGCGUCUCUGUUCGCCAAAGUGGUCAUUCUUGCCCUCGAAGAGACACCGAAGCGGGUCCUCCUGCCCAGCAGCGAGAAGGACGUCGCCGUCGAGUCGACGACGGGGGUCGUGAGCCGGAGUCUGUUCUGGUGGCUCAACUCCCUGUUCUUCCAGGGCUUCCGGCUGCUGAUCGGCCUCGAGGACCUCGGUGCCAUCGAUCCCAAGUUCGAUUCGGCGCGUUUGCUUGGCAUGCUUGAUCGGUCAUGGGCCAAGAGCAAGAAGGACAGCAACUGGAGCUUGGUCUUCAGCACUUUUUGGGCGUUCAGAACCACGUUCCUGGCCGGCGUCUUCCCUCGGCUUCUUUUCGCGGGCUUCACGUUCGCGCAGCCGUUGCUUGUCAAUCGCAUUGUCAACUUUGUCGGAAGCCCCUGGACGGAUGACUCGAAGAACAUCGCCGCUGGUCUCGUUGGAGCUACGGCAUGUAUCUACGUCGGCCUUGCUGUUUCGCGAUGCUGGUACCAACACAUGACUUUCCAGCUGGUGACCCUAUUCCGCGGCGGUAUCGUGUCUCUGAUUUUCAAGAAGACGCUUAACCUAGACGCCUCUGCCAUCAAGGAUUCGGCACCCGUCACGCUCAUGAGCGUUGAUAUCGAGAACAUCGCCGUAUCGAUGACGUUCAUUCACGACGUCUGGGCCGCUGCGGUCGAGCUACCGGUCGGUAUCUAUCUGCUCUAUCGCCAAGUCGGCCCGCCUUGUUUUCUCCUUCUCAUUCCUGGACUGCUGUGUACGGGUAUCACCACGAAACUAUCGGCGCGCAUGGCUCCGGCGCGAGUGGCUUGGAACCAGGGCGUCCAGAAGCGCGUCUCCAUAACAUCAUCUAUGCUGAAUCAGAUCAAAGGCAUCAAGAUGAUGGGCCUCACGGAUCACUUCUCCAGCAUUGUGCAGAAGCUGCGCGCCACGGAACUCAAACUGUCCGUCAAGUUCAGGGUUCUCAUCACCGGUCUCAGCGUUAUAGUCGGAAUCGCUGAGCAGAUGACACCUGUGGUCAUCAUCGCCGCUGCCGUAUUUUGGACUCGAUCCGAGCAAGGGCUAAGCAUCGCCGAGGCCUUCACCGCGCUAUCCAUCAUCGUGCUGGUUUCCGGCCCGCUGAUGAAGCUGAUCAUGUCCAUCAUACAGCUUAUGGGUGCCUUUGGCUGCUUCAUGAGGAUCCAGAGUUUCCUACUCCUGGACGAGCUUGAAGACCAACGACAGAUCUUGUCGAAGUCUGAGAAGGCCUCUCUCGACUCUGUACAUCCGCGACCGAGCCUCCAUGGAUCAGACACACAGCCCCUUACCCCCAGAUCAGCCGAAGUAUUGGCAAGUGGCGUCAUCGAGCUUCAGUCUUUGAAGACGAAGGAUAGACCGGUGUCAAUCGAAGCCGGUAGGCCUCUGGUGACCAUCCAAGACGCGAACUUCUCGUUGAAAGACGGCACCGAGAUUCUCAGAAACACAUCUUUCACCUUACGGGCCGGUACUAUCUCCAUGGUCGUGGGCAAGGUCGGAAGCGGAAAGUCUUCCCUACUCAAGGCCAUCCUCGGUGAGCUCAGCAUCAGCUCCGGCACCGUCACCCUGUACACUUCCUCCGUCGCAUUCUGCGACCAAAGCCCCUGGCUGCGCAACGUUUCCGUCAAGGACAACGUCACCGGUCAGGUUCCGUAUGACGCCACGUGGUUCUCCGCAGUCGUCCGCGCUUGUGCUCUGGACCAAGACAUCAGUCUCUUCCCCAAAGCCGAAAACACACUUGUUGGCACAGGGGGCAUCACGUUGAGUGGCGGUCAGAAGCAGAGAGUGGCCCUGGCCCGUGCCGUAUACUCUCGCAAGAAGUUGCUUCUGCUCGACGAUGUCUUCAGCGGGCUUGAUAACUCGACUUCCAAAGCCGUCUUCCAGCGCCUUCUCGGACCGAGCGGCCUCAUCCGUCAAGCUGGCAUGACGGUCCUCCUUGCAACCAACCACGUCAACUUCCUCCCCGCCGCAGACUACAUCACCAUGAUCGACGACGGGGCCACUCUCCACAACCAGAUCACGUUCGACUCCGUGCCGCGCUCCGUCUGGGGCCACCUCGCCGAGGACGUCAAGGGCAAAGAGCCCGUCCCAGACGACGCAGAAGAUUCCGAUGAACACGUCGAAGAUGCGAAGCCAUCCAAGGCCGAGGCCCCUGUGUCUACGAACCCGAGGGUCACGGAAGCGGAACUGACGAGACAGACCGGCGAUACGGAAGUCUACAAGCUUUACUUCAGGUCCAUGGGCUGGCGCAUGCUGGGCCCGUUCAUCUUCAUGUCCGUGCUAUUCGUGGCCCUCGCCAAACUCCCGCAGAUCUGGCUGCGGAUCUGGACCGAGGAGGGCACCAACGAGCGUCCCGCCAUGUUCUUCGGCAUCUACUUGAUGUUCGCCCUCCUCUGUCUAGUUAUGAAUGGCGUCUCCAUCAGUUUCUGGAUGCUCAUCGCCAUCCCCCGUUCCGCGCGGCAUCUACACCAGAUGCUCCUCGACGCCGUCCUAGCCGCCCCCCUCCUCUUCUUCACGACAACAGACAGCGGCGUCACCCUCAACAGGUUCAGCCAGGACAUGGCCCUAAUCGACCACCGCCUCCCCAUGUCCGCCUACGCAGCCCUCCACAGCAUCCUCUUCGUCCUCGCCGAGACCGCCAUCAUCGCCUCCGGCGCCACCUACGUCGCCGCCCUCGUCCCCCCGUCCUUCGCCGCCCUCUACCUCCUGCAGAAGUACUACCUCCGCACCUCCCGCCAGCUCCGCCACAUCGACCUCGAGGCCAAGUCCCCGCUCUUCACGCACUUCACAGAGGUCCUCGCGGGGCUGCCCACCCUCCGCGCCUUCGCCUGGCGCCCCGCCAUGCUCCGCGAGAGCCAGGCCCUGCUCGACGCCUCCCAGCGGCCGUACUACCUCUUCUUCUGCGUCCAGCGCUGGCUGAACGUCGUGCUCGACCUCUUCGUGGCCGGCAUGGCGCUGGUGCUCGUCGCGUUCGCGCUCUUCUUUGGCGGGACCACGACCAAGGGCGCCAUCGGGCUCGCGAUGGUGAACAUCAUCAGCUUCAACCAGACACUGGGCAACUUCAUCGAGAUGUGGACCAUGCUCGAGACCAGCCUGGGGGCCAUCACGAGGUUGAAGUACUUCGUCGAGUUCACCCCCCGCGAGGACCGCGAGUGCGAGAGGGAGCUCCCGCCGCCGACGUGGCCGGAGAACGGCAAGAUCGAGAUCGGGAACGCCACAGCUUCUUACAGCGACGAUACCGACCCGGUCCUCAAGAACAUCACCCUCACAAUCCACCCCGGUCAAAAGGUCGGCAUAUGCGGCCGCUCGGGCAGCGGCAAAUCCUCCCUCCUCCUCGCCCUCCUCCGCCUCCUCGACCUGCAGAACCCCUCCGGCACCCUCGCCGUCGCCUCGCGCUCCCUCCUGACCGCACCGCGCUCCGCCGUCCGCGCCGCCCUCACCACCCUCCCGCAGGACCCCGUCCUCCUCCCCGGCACGGUCCGCGACAACAUCGACCCGGCGGGCCACAACCCGGACGCGGACCUCGUCUCGGCGCUGCGCAAGACGCGGGUCUGGGACGCGGUGGAGGCGCGCGGGGGCCUGGACGCGGAGAUGGCGGAGACGGGCCUGUCCGCGGGGCAGAAGCAGCUGUUUUGUCUGGCGCGGGCGGUGCUGAGGAGGAGGAGGGGGGGCGUGGUGUUGUUGGACGAGGCGACUAGCAAUGUUGAUCACGCGACCGACGAGGAGGUCAGGGGGGUGGUGAUGGGGGAGUUUGAGGGGGUUACUGUUGUGGAGGUCGCGCAUCGGCUGGAGGCUAUUGUUGGGUAUGAUGUUGUCGUCGUCAUGGAUGAGGGGAGGGUUGUGGAGCGAAGCCAUAACCUGCACCCUUGCCCUAAGAUCGAGCAAAUCAGGAUCCGGUCGGAGCUCCGGGUCCCCCCACCGAAUCGUAAACUCAUCACCCUCACAAAUCCGACGGCGCCCCUCGAAGCAAGCCACAUCAAGAUACCGCUCCCGCGCACCCACGGCGCGGAGGACGUCCCCAGGCUUGGCACCCAAAUCGCCCCUCCAUCUAAAUCUCGACUUCCGACCGGUCCUCCGAUAAAGAAAUCGAACCCGGACCGUCACGCCGCUCUCGUCGUGCGCGACGGGCACCAGCGCGAUCGUCCCCGCGUCCCAGGCCCGGCGCACGUCGGCGUGGAGGCUGAGCAUAUUCUACAGGUUCUCCAGCGGGGGGGCCACCAGCCGCGGGCGGCCUCGAGUGAGGCGACGACCUCCACUGCGUAG
Molecule: messenger RNA, 4752 nt
Organism: Colletotrichum karsti
Lineage: Eukaryota; Fungi; Ascomycota; Sordariomycetes; Glomerellales; Glomerellaceae
Product: ABC multidrug transporter
Exons: 13
Coding region: 1-4752 (1583 amino acids)
Biological process (GO): transmembrane transport
Cellular component (GO): membrane
Molecular function (GO): ABC-type transporter activity; ATP binding; ATP hydrolysis activity
Source: RefSeq, a predicted model, not a curated record